GCUGCGAUGCUGAGGAACGAUUGCAGAGCAGCGGAGUGAAAAUGUGCGAGUGCGUCCCAAACCUGCACCCUGUCAGAGCUCAUCUCUCCGGAGAGCGUGUGUGUAUGUGUGAGUGAGAGUGUGUGUGAGAGAGAGAGAGAGAGGGGGAGAGCCGGGAGAGGAAGACCCCUGUGGGCACUGCAAAACAUUUCUUAAAAAAAAAAGAUCAGGAGAAAGAGAGAUAAGCGGAGGAUAACGCAAAGUACUGUGAUCUUUUUUUUCCUUUAGCUUUCUUGUUUUUUUUUGUUUCUUACGUUUCAAGUGCCACUCAAAGUGUCCUGCGGCAUCUGGUGAAGUUUCCCCUCCUUCCUCUCUUGGCGCAGUACAUCUCAGCCCAAGGGACACAGUGCCUAGCUGCACAUCAUGAAGUGGAACCUGUUCAAGAAGAAGCCUGAGGCCAUGGUGGGCCCUGAGCCCACGGGCCCAGGGGGCACCCACCCACCCAGCACCAUGACCAUGGCUCCUGCCCCUGCCGUCUCCACCACGGCAGACAACUCCACCGAGUCUGGAGGAUCUUCCAUGGACGACAUCUUCAAUAACAUCAGAAACAAGUUCCUCAACGAGAUUGAGACGAUCCCACUGCCGCCAUGGGCUUUGAUUGCCAUCGCCGUGGUGGCCGCCCUCCUCAUCCUCACUUGCUGCUUCUGCAUCAUCAAGAAGUGUUGCUGCAAGAAGAAGAAGAACAAGAAAGGCAAGAAGGGCAAGGAUGGCUUCAACAUGAAGAACAUGCAGGGUGGAGAUAAACAACAGGACGAUGACGACGAAGAUGGAGAAACGGGUCUGACAGAGGAGGAGAAAGAGGAGGAAGAAAAGGAGCAGGAGAAACUAGGAAAGCUGCAGUACUCUUUGGACUAUGACUUCCAGGAUAAUAAGUUGACAGUGGGGAUCUUGCAGUGCGCUGACCUGAUUUCUAUGGACUCUGGAGGAACUUCAGACCCUUACGUCAAAGUCUUCCUCCUCCCCGACAAGAAGAAAAAGUUUGACACCAAAGUGCACAAAAAGACACUCAAUCCUGUGUUCAACGAGACCUUUGUCUUCAAGGUUCCCUACCAGGAGCUGGGAGGAAAGACUCUGGUCAUGUCUGUGUACGACUAUGAUCGCUUCUCCAAGCACGACAUCAUUGGUGAGGUCAAGCUGCCCAUGAACACAGUGGACCUGGGGCAGCCCAUCGAGGAGUGGAGAGACCUGGAAAGUGCUGAGAAAGAAGAGCCAGAGAAGCUUGGUGAUAUCUGCAUCUCACUACGAUAUGUCCCCACUGCUGGCAAGCUGACCGUUUGCAUCCUAGAGGCCAAGAACUUAAAGAAGAUGGACGUGGGUGGACUGUCUGAUCCAUAUGUGAAGAUCCAGCUGCUGCAGAAUGGCAAGCGUUUGAAGAAGAAGAAGACCACAGUAAAGAAAAACACACUGAAUCCGUACUACAACGAGUCCUUCAGCUUUGAGAUCCCACUGGAGCAGAUGCAGAAAAUCCUUGUGGUGGUCACCGUCUUUGAUUAUGACAAGAUCGGUAAGAACGACGCCAUCGGGAAAAUCUUUAUCGGCAGCAAGGCAUCGGGCACGGAGCUGAAGCACUGGUCUGACAUGCUGGCCAACCCACGCCGCCCCAUUGCCCAGUGGCACACCCUCAAAGAGGAAGAGGAGAUAGACGCCACGCUGGCUGGCCUUCACGCCAAGAAGUAACACCACCUCUCUAUAACUCGACUAACCAACUAACCCCCCCUCAACAGCCACCACUGCAUGAACCCUGACCUCCUUUACAUCUACACCAGAUAAUCACACAGUAUCCAGAAAAAUAUACUUGAAAAAGUAAACAGCAUCGCUGAAUGUGAAACCUCCAUGUCUCCAUGUAACCUUUUCACUAUGUAGCGUACAUUUAGUAGAAGCAUGGAGAGUGAAAGGAGAGCCAAAGCAGGUUUCAGAUUGUCAUCCCUGUGCUCUUCAGCAGAGGGAUAUUCGCACUUGAUGGAGGCAUAUGGCCUAAAGCACUGACACAGCAUCGUUACACAAGACAUUUUGUUCUCUGUAGUCAAUUACAUCAACUUUAAACGGAAAAUAAUCUCACUGCAUGUAAGUAAAUUAUUAAUGAGGGCAGCUCCCAAGAGUGAGAAUAUGCUAAAACUACCUGAAGAUAUGAAGAUACUCAUCUGUGUUGGUAGUAUAGGAAGGUGCCAACCAGGCAUCAGAAAUAUAUUUCCAAUAUUUCCAACAUUGAUCUAGCAGCUGCAGUUCGCUAAAUGUUGGGUUAUCUACCAUUUUCAGUACGUUAAAUAUUUAAUGUCGCACUAUUGAGUGCUUUCAACAUGGAUUUGUUCCACUUGAAAAGGGAAAAGCAGCCUAUUCUGUGGUUUACCGGCCGCUCGUUCUGCUUCUAUGAGCUGGCUCAGAGUGCCUGAAUGAAUAUGCGUAAUUAAUCAUCACAAUUUUUCAGCGUUCACGUAUUUCAUGAAUAGUCCCAGGUGUAUUGAAUAUUUUAUUGUAUGAUGAAAUUGUUUACAACGUGUACGAAAACUUUUUCGGGCUGCUGGAUUUGACUUGAGACUUUUAGAUAACAGAGUUGAUUCUGUGAAUGAGAUGCUGAGAAGAUUCAGGGCUAUGUGGAGUGAUUUACAGCUCUCUCUGUUUAUACGCUGUUGAAGAAUAGGCUAAUAAGUGAUAAUAACCAGUUACCAUUUAAUGUUGCAUUAUGUCUAAAAUAAUAAUACUUUUAUUUGUCUGAGGGCUUAAAGAAGGGAUUAUGUUAUUAUUGAUUAUAUUACUGUGCCAAACAUGGACUGACAUCACAUUCAUGAGUUACAUUACAUUGGCCCAUUUUAACAGAUACCAUUUGCAGUAUAGUGAAACUGGCCAAGAAUGCUUAGUGAGAACCGAUCUAUUUCCAUCUGUUGGUACCGGUAUGUACUCUUGAAAGCUUCUAAUCCAUUUUGAUUCCCCUCUUUUCAUCAUCUCACAUACAUUUUAAUACCUCCGGUUAGUCCACUGCCUUGUUUGGAGCAUACAGAUCUAUUCAGUACCACAUCACUCUUUGAAAUGCCAAAGUAACAAUAAUAAGGGACACAGUUCAGUUCAGUGGAGAUGCGAUGAUCAUCGUCCAUUCAUUUUACACUUGAAGGGCAACAUAAGGCGAUAGGCAGCAUUUAAUCCCAGUCCAUCAGUGUGCACUUCUUUCCUCAUAACUGUGCUCUGUACAUAUGCAUUGAUCAACUUUGUUAAUACAGCAUGUAUCUAUAACUUGAUGUACAUAGAAGCAUGUUCUGAAGAUAGAGCAUAAUUAUAUUGUGUAUGUGUGUGGCACUUGUCAUUUUGAUAAUAAAAUGUAGAGGAAAAAUGCACUGACUGCACAUUUUAUUAAAUUUUCCCAGAAUGGGUGUAGGACUGAAUGUAAAUCUAGAGCUAUAUUAAUAGAGUCUUUCAGGUUACUUUUAUUGCCUGAAUCUGAAGAGUGCUACUAUGAGCUGUGUUAUCCAAUUAGAGUCCAUAUUUGCUGUUUAAUCUGUAAUUUGUUCGUUUAUUCAUGUGCUGAUUAUGUUUUCUCUAUGUUUGUUCACUUGUUAACACUUCUGUGUCCAUUUAAGUGUGAUAUUACGUUUGGGCCCACAAUAUUCUGCUCUUACUUUGGUUACAGGGGGACUCAGCAGAUGUUUUCUAAAUUUCUGCAUAAAUGAAUGGCCAAGAUGUGAACACAGUCAUUCACAGUGGUUUGGUGUGAAAUGCUCUGUUCUAGAGAAACUUAGUCAGAAUUGUUCUCAGUGGUGGUGAUAGGAACCAGACAUCUGAAGCAUCUUUUAAUGCUUGUAAAAGCCAACUUGCAGAAAGUUAUGACAUGAAAUGGUCACAGAUACAUUGCCUGAGGCCUAUAUGAUACAUUUGAGACCAGAUAUUUGGCCUAAAAUGUACUUUUAAUAGCUACUCAGAGGGUGGCAGAGGUGCAUUCAGGGUGGCCCAUUUUAACAAAUACCAUUUACAGUAAAGCAACACUGGCUAAGAAAACCAUAAUUUCAUAAUUUAUCACAAUAUUACCUUCAUCAGCAUUACAUACAGUAACUUAGAGGACACAUGUAGGUUCAGGGGUGGUUUUGGACAAUACAAUAUUGUGUUGUACCCCUGCUUUGUGUUGUGACCUCUGGUUUCUCUCUAUUGAAACAUUUCACACCAAACCACUCUUUAUGACUUUAUUCACAUCUCAACCACCGAAGUAUGUACAAAAUUAGAAAAAAUUGGUGAAAUUCCCCUUCAAAGAGUAAGAUAACCAUUGUCGAAAGCCAUACGUUGGGGCCUUUUCCGCAACAAAACCUGCACCUGGCUGCUAGAGAUAAAUCUCAUUAUAAAUCCUUGUGAAAAAGGAUGUGAAAGGUAGUUUCAGUGUAAAAAAUGACUGACUGUCUGUUGAAAGGCAGUUUUAUUUCUUUAAAUGAACAGUUCACCAAGAGAUCAAGACUCAUUUCACGCACCCAUUUCAUAAACACAUGCAGGAAAGUAUUAGUAUGCUAAUGCUAGGCUACCUCCACAAUCAGAAAUUAAUUACUUUAGCAUUUCACUUUGCUCAGUAUAGUGCUUGCAAAAAAAUGAUUAGUAGUUUAUUACAAUUCUAGCGACCCACAAGUAAAAGUGGCAUGAUUUUAUUAUGCAAUUUGUGUCUACAUUGAUGUAUGCCUGCGUGUGUGUGGAUGUGUGCGGGUGUAAAACGAAGCAUUUCUAUUCAUUAAGGUUUGAUUUCUGUUUUCUACUGAAUGGUUUGCCAUAUGGCUAAACGACACUGAUGGAUAAUGUUCCAUCUUUUCUGAAGGAAUAAGAAGAAUAUGUAUCAUUGUAAAGGGUAUUGUCUUCAAAGCCUGUUGUCUAAUGUGCUCCUUUGUUUUCUUUUAUCUUUUCUUUGAGUUAAUUAUUUCUUAAUGUUGUACCUUUAUAUGUGGGCCUUUUUUCAAUGUUUCAUGAAGGGCAGUUUAAUGUCUGCCAUUGUGAAAAAGCUGUGAAUAGCCUAAUAAGAUGUUUGUUUAUUUGUUUGUUUUUUGCCCGUAUGCAAUGCCUUUGGAACUCCAUGCUCCGCCCACAAAUGUGUUCUGUUGUGGCAACUGUUGCUAGGUGGGAGAAGCUUGGCAAAAAUCAAAUUCAACCAAAUCAG
Messenger RNA from Colossoma macropomum (tambaqui), 5155 nucleotides. RefSeq names its product synaptotagmin-2 (gene syt2b). Gene Ontology annotation, molecular function: calcium ion binding; phosphatidylserine binding; clathrin binding. The record is from RefSeq and is a predicted model, not a curated record. The transcript has 9 exons. Lineage: Eukaryota; Metazoa; Chordata; Actinopteri; Characiformes; Serrasalmidae. Gene Ontology annotation, cellular component: dense core granule; synaptic vesicle membrane; axon. Gene Ontology annotation, biological process: calcium ion-regulated exocytosis of neurotransmitter; cellular response to calcium ion; regulation of dopamine secretion. The coding region runs from base 403 to 1716 and encodes 437 amino acids.